Messenger RNA from Metopolophium dirhodum (rose-grain aphid), 1206 nucleotides. RefSeq lists its product as uncharacterized. The record is from RefSeq and is a predicted model, not a curated record. The transcript has 3 exons. NCBI's taxonomy places the organism in Eukaryota, Metazoa, Arthropoda, Insecta, Hemiptera, Aphididae. Bases 1 to 1206 code for a protein of 401 amino acids.
AUGUCUCGUAAAGAUUUAACAUUGAUUGAAAAAAUUUCUGUACUGGAUAAAACGAAGGCUCAACCUCAUAGUACUAGUCUUCAUAAAGUAGACGAAUGUGUAGCUGAUCCUGCAUUAAUUUCUGUAGACCACACCAAUGUGCUUUCUGAUAACGAUUUAGGACAUUUUAUAGAAACUUAUUCACAAAUUUCUGAAGAUAAAAAGUUUGAUCUUUUAACUAAUCCAUGGAAGCCUAGUAAACAUUAUAAUUUUAAAAAUGAUGUUGAAGACAGUAAACGACCAUUUUUGUAUAAAUGGUUUUCACAAUACCCAUGGUUAGUAUAUUCAAAGUUAUUGAAAGGAGCUCUUUGCCUUACUUGUGUUCUCUUCCGGGCUCAUGUGACACACGGUUCAUACUUUGGAUCUUUUAUUACCAGCUCGUUUGUAAAUCAUAAAAAAUUUGUAGAAAAGGCUAAUCAACACGAGAAAAAUAAAUGUCAUAUUGAAUCUUUCAUACGAUCCAAAGAUUUUAAUGAUAUGAAAAAAACAAAUUGUGGUAUUGACCAAGUAUUAGAUUCUUAUACAAACAACACUGCAGUAUUUAAUGACGUAUUAAAAUUUAGAGUUGAUGCUGGUGAUUUGACUUUAAAAACUCAUUUAGAAAAAUCCAAUAAAAAUGCAUUGUACAUAUCACGCCGUGUGCAAAAUGAAUUAUUAGAAUGUUUAUCUUCUAGUUUAAGAUCUGCGAUUACCAAUGAAGCUAUGCAAGCAUUUUGUUUUUCAUUAAUUGUUGAUGAAACGGCUGACAUUAAUGUCACUCAGCAGUUAUCAAUUUGUGUAAGGUAUGUGUAUAAUAAUAAUUUACAUGAAGAAUUUUUAGGGUUUUUCCCCUUACAAGAGUUUGAUGCUUCAUUUAUAACUCAAACAAUAUUAGAAGCAUGUACUAACCUAAAUAUUGAUAUGAAUAAAUGUGCUACACAGGGGUACGACGGAUGUGCUACGAUGGCUGGCCAUAUAUCUGGAGUGCAAAAAAGAAUUAAAAAUGUGUAUCCCAUGGCUAAUUUUUUCCAUUGCGCUAGUCAUCGUUUGAAUUUGGUAAUUAAUGAUUUGAAUUCUUUUACUAAAGUUAGAAAUUGUAUAGGGAAAAUAAAAGAAGUUACUAUAUUUGUUAGAGAUAGUGCACUUCGUAGAAAUAUUGUAGGGAGUAAUUUGACAAAAUUAUGCUAA